This is a messenger RNA of Cyclocybe aegerita, 1137 nucleotides long. NCBI's taxonomy places the organism in Eukaryota, Fungi, Basidiomycota, Agaricomycetes, Agaricales, Hemipholiotaceae. The record is from the annotation of a GenBank genome assembly.
AUGCAUUUCACCGCUUCGACUACACUCCCCCUUCUCGCUGCUGUUGUCGUCGGGACUUCGAACGUCCUUGCGAACAACAUCCCGGAAUCUGACUCUCUCUACGCCCGGGAGAUCGAAACGGAGCUCGAGGCUCGUGAGCUAGUGAGCUUCCCUUCCCUCGUCUUUGUUGCCCGCAGCACUCAUCCAAAGUACCAUCAGCUGAACUACAUCCGCGAGCUCGAAUUGGCCGAGCUCGACGCACGCUUCCUCGAAGACUUCACCGAGCGCGAGAUGCAAGACCUCGUCGAACUCGAAUCGCGCCGUCGUCGACACCGCAAACACCGUAAGAACCGCAAGCACCGUAAAGGCGGCAAGAGGGGUGGCGCUGCUGCUGCCCCCGCCGCCCCCGCCGCCGAGGCUGCGUCUCCCGAAGCUGCAGGUGCUGCCGGCCCAGCGGAGGCUGCUGCCUCUGCUGAAGCCCCAGCCGGUGGAGAGGCGGCAGCUCCCACUGCCCGAGGACUCGAGGAUAUGGACGAGCUCGAGGCGCGGCAUGGUGGGAGACGUUCCGGCCUCCGUCGUGGCCGUGGACGUGGACGAGGAAAGUUCGGGCGUCUUGGAAGGAAGUUCGGCAAUCGCAGGGGCGGACGCCGGGGUGGACGAAAGGGACCCGGUGCCGCCGGAGCCGCUGGCGCGGGCGCAGGUGCUGCAGCUGGUGCCAGUACUGCUGGCGCGGGCGCUCCCGAGGCCGGCCCCGCCGCUGGUCCUGCCCCCGAAGCGGCAGCAGGUGGUGCAGCACCCGCUGAGGCCGGUGCCGCAGCUGAGGCUGAGGCUGGUUCACCCGCCGGCGCUCAAGCGGAAGCUGCUGCUGCCCCGGCCGCACGAGGAUUCGACGACGUCGAGGAACUCGAGGCGCGCAGGAGGCGUCGGGGCGGUCGCAGGCAGAGGAAGAACAGGAAGAACCGCCAGCACGCUGCAGCCGGUGCUGGUGCUACACAGGGUGGCGAGGCUGCUGGCGCCGCUGCUGGAGGUGCCGAGGGAGGAGCCUCAUCACCUGCCGAGCAACCUACUGCUGCUGAGCCUGCCGCGAGGGAGGUUCUGAACGAACGCGAGCUCUUUUAUCUCAAUGAAGCGCUGGAAGCGAGAGAAUAUAGCUACUAA